CAUGGGACUAACUAGUAAGUUGGCAAUCCUUCGUCACCCUCCUCGUCACGACCUUCUUCUUCUUCUUCGAAGAAAUCCUUCAUUGCCACGUUUACCCCUCUUUACAGUUCCACAGCUGCAAGCCUGGUCGAGUCUGAGCAGUAGCAGUUACACUACUACUAGUAUUAGCUUUCAUAACAGUAACAGUAGUAGUAGUAUCAAAGGCGGCAGCGGAAUAAAAGCUUUCUCGGAAUCAGCAAGUUCAACAAUGGUCAAGGCUAUCAGGGUUCACGAACCUGGCGGCCCAGAGGUUCUGAAAUGGGAAGAUGUGGAAGUUGGGGAGCCGAAGGAAGGGGAGAUCAAAGUGAAAAACAAGGCUGUUGGACUAAACUUCAUUGACAUAUACUUCAGGAAAGGAGUUUACAAGGCAGCCUCACUGCCUUUUACUCCAGGAAUGGAAGCUGCUGGUGUGGUUAUAGCUGUGGGGCCUGGGCUAACUGGCAGAGAAGUUGGAGACCUAGUUGCCUAUGCUGGUAAUCCAAUGGGUGCAUAUGCAGAAGAACAAAUACUUCCUGCGGACAAAGUAGUACCAGUUCCUACUUCAAUUGACCCUAUUAUUGCGGCUUCUAUCAUGCUUAAAGGAAUGACAACUCAAGUCUUAGUCCGUCGCUGUUUCAAAGUUGAGCCUGGACACACGGUUCUUGUUCAUGCAGCUGCAGGGGGUGUUGGGUCACUGUUGUGCCAGUGGGCAAAUGCCCUUGGUGCAACUGUCAUUGGAGCUGUUUCAACCAAAGAGAAGGCAGCUCAAGCAAAGGAUGAUGGAUGUCAACAUGUCAUAAUCUACAAGGAUGAGGAUUUUGUUACUCGUGUUAAUGAGAUAACAUCAGGCAAAGGAGUUGAAGUAGUCUAUGAUUCUGUUGGCAAAGACACCUUUGAGGGGUCGCUAGCAUGCUUGAAACCCCGUGGGUACAUGGUUAAUUUUGGGCAGUCGUCUGGUAUGCCAGACCCAGUACCUUUGUCUGCUCUUGCAGCAAAGUCUCUAUUCUUGACUAGGCCUUCAAUGAUGCAAUACACUUCAACUCGGGACGAACUAUUGGAAACUGCAGGAGAAGUAUUUGCUAAUGUAGCAUCAGGUGUGCUGCGGGUUCGAGUAAAUCAUACUUAUCCCUUAUCCCAGGCUGCUCAGGCGCAUUCUGAUCUUGAGAGUCGAAAAACGUCUGGCUCUGUUGUUCUCAUACCAGACGCCGUUAAUCUGUGAGAACAUGGUAAUGUUUUCAUUGAUGUGUAAAACUCAGUUGUUGAUUCAAGGACUCUACCGCAUUUGUAUUGAGAAACAUCUAUGCAGCAAUAAAAUGGAUUAGACCUAUUAAUGUUUGGGUUGACAUGCU
Coffea eugenioides is the source of this 1367-nucleotide messenger RNA. RefSeq names its product quinone oxidoreductase-like. Gene Ontology annotation, cellular component: cytoplasm; cytosol. NCBI's taxonomy places the organism in Eukaryota, Viridiplantae, Streptophyta, Magnoliopsida, Gentianales, Rubiaceae. The coding region runs from base 2 to 1237 and encodes 411 amino acids. Gene Ontology annotation, molecular function: quinone reductase (NADPH) activity. Gene Ontology annotation, biological process: cellular response to oxidative stress. The transcript is spliced from 5 exons. The record is from RefSeq and is a predicted model, not a curated record.